AUGAGCCGCUGGGAGAUGGAGGCGGGCGGCAGCGGGCAGUGCCGCAACUUCCUGGCGGCGCCGGUCUUCGGGGCGGCGCCGUCGGGGCGCCAGGCCGCCUUCGGCUACGAGCGCUCGGGCGCGGCGGGCGCGGCGGGCGCCGGGGCCCGCGCGGCGCCGGCGUCCGCGGAGGCGGCGCCGGCCAAGGACUGCUCCAGCGGCCCCCCGACGGCGGCCCCCGCGGCCGCCGCCUCCUCCUCCGCCGCGGCUGCCGCUGCCGCCGCCGCGCUGGGCUACCACCCGGGCUACCACCCCUUCGGCAACGGCUACUACAGCUGCCGCAUGGCGCACGGUGUGGGGCUGCAGCAGAACGCCGCCCUCAAGGCCUCCCCGCACGCCGCCUUCCCCGGGGAGAAGUACAUGGACGUGGCCGCCCUGGCCGGCACCAGCGUGUCCGCCGGCAGCGACGUCUCCUCGCGGGCCAAGGAGGUCUCCUUCUACCAGGGCUACGCCGCCGCCGCCGGCCCCUACCAGCACGUGCCCGCCGGCUACCUCGACGUGGUCUCCACCUUCGGCUCGGCCGCGGCGGCGGGGGAGCCCCGCCACGAAGCCUACAUCUCCAUGGAGGGCUACCAGUCGUGGACGCUGGCCAACGGCUGGAACGGGCAGGUGUACUGCGCCAAAGACCAGGCCCAGGGCUCCCACUUCUGGAAAUCCUCCUUCCCAGGGGAGGUUGCACUAAACCAACCGGACAUGUGCGUGUACCGGCGGGGGCGAAAGAAACGCGUGCCUUACACCAAGCUGCAGCUGAAAGAACUGGAGAGCGAGUAUGCCAUUAACAAGUUCAUCAACAAGGACAAAAGGCGCAGGAUCUCGGCGGCCACCAACCUCUCGGAGCGGCAGGUCACCAUCUGGUUCCAGAACCGCCGCGUCAAAGACAAGAAAAUAGUCUCCAAGCUGAAGGACUCCGUUUCCUGAUCGCAGCCCCGAAAGGCUUGGGAAUAUUCGCCCCGAUCCGCUCUCGGCUCCAAAGACUCUUGAGGGGAAACAAACUUGAAAUAUAUUUAAUAUUUCUCCCCCACCCCUUUCGGGCAGGGUGGCGAUAUUUUGUGAAGCGUUUUUUUAAAAAGCAAGAUGUGCCAUUUUCGGCUGGGAUUCAGGGGAUGUUGCCGGGCUUGAAUUCCUUGAUGCGUCUUGCGUUGUAUUUGGGUAGGAUCUGUGGCUGUGUGUGUGUGCGCGCGCGCGCGUGUGUGUUCCAGGUCAAUGGGCCCUGGAGCGGUCAGGAACUCCUUACAAAAGGUAACAUUUGUCUGAGACUACCCAGGCGCUAAAACUACCCUCCAUUUCCCUCCACGCCUCCCUUAUCUGCGACCUCCCGAAUUUGUCAAUGGAUUUGUCAAUAGAGCCGAAGACAAAGGGGUCCUUGGAGGCAGCGGGGGCGGUGACGUCACUGCCAAGCCAAAUUCUGGUUUCGGGGGAAUGGCAACUGGCCUCUUGUACUGUAAUGUGAAAUACUUUAAAGGACUGGCGCUUCCUAAACUGUCUUGUCCCAAAGGGAUUCCACGAGGCCCUCUCCUGUCUCAUUGGGUACAGAGACAGACUCUUCCAUUUGAAUCGCAUUCUCUUGGAAGAGAGAUCCGAAGGAGUUAACUGUAUUCGUCUGUAGUUGCAAAACAGUAAAAAGUCCAGUAGCACC
This is a messenger RNA of Eublepharis macularius, 1675 nucleotides long. RefSeq names its product homeobox D13 (gene HOXD13). The transcript has 2 exons. Gene Ontology annotation, molecular function: RNA polymerase II cis-regulatory region sequence-specific DNA binding; DNA-binding transcription factor activity, RNA polymerase II-specific. The record is from RefSeq and is a predicted model, not a curated record. Bases 1 to 957 code for a protein of 318 amino acids. Gene Ontology annotation, biological process: regulation of transcription by RNA polymerase II. Lineage: Eukaryota; Metazoa; Chordata; Lepidosauria; Squamata; Eublepharidae.